AUGGGCCCCUUGACACUCCAUGAGUCAACUGCUUUGCUGAACGCCUCGCCGCCGGCCGCCGCGCUCAAGAACAACGCCAACAAGCCGUCCCUCCGCCUCCUCAAAAAGCUCCUCCGCACCAUCACUCGUCUCCUCAAGAGACCGUACCGCAAGCCCCGUUGUCGCCGUCGCUUCAUCAAGAAACUCCGCCUCAACCACGCCCUCCACGCUCUCAAACACCGUUCCACCAUCCCCUCCGUGAAUCUUCUGAAAGCUUGCCGCCCCAAACUCCGGCUCCAGAUUGGAAACCUCCGCUUAGUCGAGCUGAUUUCUCUUCCUUGUUACAAUUCUGCAGCCCAAACAACUGCGCCCGUUGACGACCCCAAAACUCCGCUAAGUUGCCACAUCAGUCUGGCUGACCCUUCCGCUCCGCCCCCUCCGGAAGAGAACAUCACCGCUGAUUGCGAGGGGAUUAGCACAUCCUUCCCCACUGAGAACUCCGCACACACCGUCCCAGAACAUCCUCCACACCCUCCAUUGGCACCCUUGUCACCCUCUCCAAACUCUUCCCUCAACACCAAUCCACACUUCAUUCAGGCCGUCAAGAGUCAAUUUGUGUUUGAGUACGCCACCCAAAUGCACCACCGCAUCCGCUUCUUGCUCUCCAGGUCCAAUCUUCUGUUGCAAGACCGCCAGGAGUAUUUCAACAACGUCCUCCGCCACAAAGAAAACCUUUGA
Messenger RNA from Puccinia triticina, 717 nucleotides. RefSeq lists its product as uncharacterized. The transcript is spliced from 2 exons. Bases 1 to 717 code for a protein of 238 amino acids. NCBI's taxonomy places the organism in Eukaryota, Fungi, Basidiomycota, Pucciniomycetes, Pucciniales, Pucciniaceae. The record is from RefSeq and is a predicted model, not a curated record.